Messenger RNA from Tupaia belangeri chinensis (Chinese tree shrew), 900 nucleotides. Its product is annotated as repetitive proline-rich cell wall protein 2-like. NCBI's taxonomy places the organism in Eukaryota, Metazoa, Chordata, Mammalia, Scandentia, Tupaiidae. The record is from RefSeq and is a predicted model, not a curated record. Gene Ontology annotation, molecular function: calcium ion binding. The transcript has 2 exons. Gene Ontology annotation, biological process: negative regulation of protein sumoylation. The coding region runs from base 1 to 900 and encodes 299 amino acids.
AUGGAGAACACCACCGUCAACAUACACCCCGUAGAGAACGCCACCACCAACCUACUCCCCGUAGAGAACACCCCCACCCAUAGACGCCCUUUGGAGAACAGCACUGUCAACAUACACCUUGUAGAGAACACCACCACCAACCUACUCCCCGUAGAGAACACCCCCACCCAUAGACGCCCUUUGGAUAACAGUUCUCAUCAUAUACACUUUGCUCUGAACACCACCACCAACCUACUCCCCGUAGACAGAUGCCCUGCAGAGAACACCCCCGCCAACAUGUACCCUGUAGAGAACACCACCACCAACCUACUCCCCGUAGAGAACACCCCCACCCAUAGACGCCCUAUGGAGAACACCACCGCCAACGUACACCCUGUAGAGAACACCCCCACUCAUAGAUGCCCUGCAGAGAACACCACCGCCAACAUGCACCCUGUAGAGAACACCACCACCAACCUACUCCCCGUAGAGAACACCCCCAACCAUAGACGCCCUACGGAGAACACCACCGCCAAUGUGCACCCAGUAGAGAACACCACCACCGACCUACUCCCUGUAGAGAACACCCCCACUCAUAGACGCCCUACAGAGAACACCACCACCAACAUGCACCCUGUAGAGAACACCACCACCAACCUACUCCCCGUAGAGAACACCCCCACCCAUAGAUGCCCUACGGAGAACACCACCACCAAUGUACACCCCGUAGAGAACACCACCACCGACCUACUCCCUGUAGAGAACACCCCCACUCAUAGACGCCCUACAGAGAACACCACCACCAACGUACACUCCAUAGAGAACGUCAACACCGACCUAGUCCCCAUAGAGAACACCGCCAUCGAUGAUGUAAACCAUAGGACACCUUGGAAGGAGAGCCAGAAACCUGGGCUGACCUGA